AUGUCCGAGUUUGAGGAGAUGCGCCGCCAAUUGACCCAGCUCAGCCUCCAAAGAACGCGGAGCAGGACUUCAACCACUACUGGGCGACCUAGGAUGUCAUUUAAGCGCUCACGGACUCAGCCAGAGCGACCUCGGACUCGGUCAACGAGGCGUCCAAGCGAGGCCACUGGCGCAACCGCUGAUGACGAUAAGGAGGCUGGGCCAGAGGAUGACGACGAGGAGGACGAGUUCGCGCUUGGCGACUUCCUACGGGAUGGGCAUUUCGAGAAGCGCACUCCCGAAGGCCAUUCAGCGAAGAAGGUCGGCGUGGUCUACAAGAACCUCACCGUGAAGGGCAUCGGCGCAACCGUGGCGUUCACCAAGACCUUGCCUGAAGCGAUUAUCGGAACAUUUGGUCCAGACCUUUACAAUCUGGUCUGUCGCUUUAUCCCUUCGUUAAGAUUUGGCAAGAAACCCCCAACAAAGGAUCUUAUUAAGAACUUCUCGGGUGUUGUUCGGGAUGGAGAAAUGAUGCUUGUACUCGGCCGACCUGGUUCCGGAUGCUCGACCUUCCUCAAAGCGAUAGCCAACGAACGAAGAACUUUCGCUGCAGUUGAUGGUGAAGUGAUAUAUGGCGGCAUCUCUGCGACCGAGCAGAAGAAGUAUUACAAAGGCGAGGUCAACUACAACCCCGAAGAUGAUCAACACUUCCCCGAUCUGAAUGUCUGGCAGACGUUGAAGUUCGCUCUCACGAACAAGACGAGAAAGCACGAAGGGGGAUCCAUUCCCGUGAUCAUUGAUGCGCUGCUGACAAUGUUUGGCAUCACCCACACCAAGUACACCAAAGUUGGCAACGAGUACGUGCGAGGUGUCUCUGGCGGUGAGCGUAAGCGUGUCGGCAUUGCUGAAACUCUGGCUACAAAAUCCACUGUCGUCUGCUGGGACAAUUCGACUCGUGGCCUCGAUGCUUCUACCGCCCUCGACUAUGCGAAGUCACUGCGCGUCAUGACUGAUAUCUCCAACCGCACUACUUUCGUCACUUUGUAUCAGGCUGGCGAGGGUAUCUAUGAGCUUAUGGACAAAGUGCUCCUGAUCGAAGAUGGCCGGAUGAUUUAUCAGGGACCAGCCAAUGCUGCCCGGCAGUACUUCGUCGACCUUGGCUAUCAUGCGCCCAACCGUCAGACGACAGCGGACUUCCUGACAUCGAUCGGCGACCCUAACGAGCGUCAAUUCCAGUCUAAGGUUGAGCUUGCCUCCAUACCCAAGACUGCUGAAGAACUGGAGGGAGCAUUCAAAAAGUCUCAAAUCUGGAAAGACACCCUGUCAGACGUUGAGCAAUACGAACAGAAGCUACAUGCUGACGAAUGUGCCGAUACACGCCAAUUUCAGCAGGCUGUCUCUGAACAGAAGUCUAAGUCUCUUCUCGAUAAGUCUCUCAAGCGAUCCAGCUACACAGUGUCGUUCUGGCGUCAGGUUUUGGCCUGCACACAGCGCGAAUUCUGGCUUCUCUGGGGUGACAAAUCCUCGCUCUACACUAAGGCCUUCAUCAUCGUCGCCAAUGGCCUCAUUGUAGGCUCACUUUUCUACGGGGAAAGUUUCGGUACCGGUGGUGCUUUCUCUCGUGGUGGCGCUCUAUUCUUCUCGAUCCUCUUCCUUGGCUGGUUGCAACUGUCAGAAUUGAUCAAAGCUGUGUCUGGCCGAGUUGUGAUUGCUCGACACCAAGAAUAUGCCUUCUACCGCCCGUCAGCUGUGGUAAUUGCACGGGUCCUUCUCGAUAUCCCGGUCAUCGCAGUCCAGUCCAUUGUUUUCACGAUCAUUCUGUACUGGAUGUCGAAUCUGGCUGUUGAUGCAGGCAAGUUCUUCAUUAACUUGCUCUUUGUCUACGUCACCACGAUCUGUAUAACGGCUCUUUACAGAAUGUUUGCAGCCUUAAGCCCGAGUAUCGACGAUGCCGUGCGCUUCUCAGGAAUCGCUCUCAAUCUUCUCAUUAUCUACGUUGGCUACGUUAUUCCGAAACAGACACUUACCAGCGACGUCAUUUGGUUCGGCUGGAUUUUCUAUGUGAACCCAGUCUCAUAUGCGUAUGAGGCGGUUCUGACCAACGAGUUUGCCGGCCGCACCAUGGAGUGUGACCCAGCGCAGCUUGUUCCUCAAGGACCUGGCGUUCGGCCUGACUACCAGGGCUGUGCUUUAACUGGUGCAACGCCCAAUUCGAACACUGUGAGCGGCACGGACUACUUCUCAACUUCUUUCAGCUACUCGCAUUCCCAUGUCUGGCGCAACUUCGGUGUCAUCAUCGCGUUUACGGUACUAUAUAUCUUGAUCACUGCAUUCGCCUCCGAACUCUUCUCCUUCGCUCAAGGCGGAGGCGGUGCUCUGAUCUUCAAGAAGACGAAGAAGUCGAAGAAGAUCGCCGAAGCCGAGAACAAAACGGUGGACGAGGAGUCACCUAUGCCAGCGGCCCCACAAGCGUCUGCCAGCCAGUCUUCUGGUACUCUCGAGGGCGAGAAGGACAAAGUCGCCCAAGACAUUUCUGGCAGCAAGUCGGUAUUUACUUUCGAGGAUGUGACGUACGAGGUUCCAUACCAAGGUGGUACUCGCAGGCUGCUCAACAAUGUCAACGGCUAUGCCCAACCGGGCAAGAUGAUCGCGUUGAUGGGUGCAUCCGGGGCCGGCAAGACUACACUUCUCAAUACCCUGUCUCAGCGUCAGAAGAUGGGUACUGUUGGUGGAGAUAUGCUUGUCGAUGGCCGCCGGCUAGGCGUCGAUUUCGCACGUGGAACUGGCUUUUGCGAACAGAUGGAUCUCCACGACAUGACUGCGACGGUUCGCGAAGCCCUGGAAUUCUCUGCUCUGCUACGCCAGGACCGCCAUGUCCCUCGCCAGGAAAAGCUUGACUACGUGGAAAAGAUCAUUGAACUUCUUGAGCUUCAUGAGAUUGAGGACGCCAUUAUCAUGUCCCUGGGUGUCGAGCAGCGCAAGCGCUUGACAAUUGGCGUUGAACUGGCGGCGAAACCUGAUCUGCUUCUCUUCCUUGACGAACCGACAUCAGGCCUCGAUGCUCAGUCGGCCUUCUCUAUCGUUCGAUUUCUGAAGAAGCUCUCUCAUGCCGGCCAAGCUAUUAUUUGCACCAUUCACCAGCCCUCGUCGAUGCUCAUCCAACAAUUCGACAUGAUUCUCGCGCUAAACCCCGGCGGCAAUCCAUUUUACUUUGGCCCCGUCGGCGACAAUGGUUCUGCCGUCGUCAAAUAUUUUGCCGAUCGUGGCACACAAUGUCCUCCCAACAAAAACGUGGCCGAGUUCAUUCUGGAGACGGCCGCGAAGGGUGGCACCCGUAGCAAGGAUGGUAAGCGUGUUAACUGGAACAAGGCCUGGGUCGAGUCCGAUGAGAAUAAGGCGAUGCUUGAGGAGAUCCGACGACUCAAGGAUACCCGCAGCAAGGAAGUUGACGAUCACCCCAACGAUCAGAAAGAAGUGGUCGCGUUCGCCGCCCCCAUCUGGGAGCAGACGUACCUCCUUACUAAGCGUACCUUUACCCAGUACUGGCGCGACCCUUCAUAUCUCUACGGCAAGAUCUUCGUGUCUGUCAUUAUCGGCAUUUUCAAUGGCUUCACAUUCUACAAUCUCGACAACAGCAUCGCGUCGCUGCAGUCCCGUCUCUUCACGCCUUUUCUUAUCCUACUGAUUCCCCCAACCAUAGUGAAUGGUGUGGUGCCUAAAUUCUUCAUGUCUCGCGCUUUAUGGGAGGCACGCGAGCACCCGUCACGCAUCUACGGCUGGUUUGCGUUCUGCACCGCGCAGGUUGUCGCAGAGAUUCCAAUGGCCGUCAUUUGCAGCGUCAUCUAUUUCCUCCUGUGGUACUUCCCCACCGGACUGCCGCGGAACAGUGCCACUAGUGGCUACGUAUUCUUCAUGACCAUGCUUUGGUUCUUCUUCCAAGCAAGUUGGGGGCAGUGGAUCUGCGCGUUCGCGCCCAGCUUCACCGUCAUCAGCAACGUGCUCCCGUUCUUUUUCGUUAUGGUUUCGAUCUUCAACGGCGUGGUUCGGCCGUACGAAGCUCUGCCAGUCUUCUGGAAAUACUGGAUGUACUGGGUCAAUCCGUCGACAUGGUGGAUCGGGGGCGUGCUUGCAGCAGUACUGGGCGACCAGGUUGUCGAGUGUGCGCAGGGCGAGACGACCAUCUUCAACGCUCCUCCAGGCCAGACCUGUGGAGACUACGCUGGCGACUUCAUCAGACAGGGCAUGGGUUAUAUCACGAACCCAGACGCUACGAGUGACUGUGGAUAUUGUCCUUAUGCCAACGGCGCAGAAUACCUGAGCACAAUCAACAUCAGUCCCGGCGACAAGUGGCGCGACCUGGGAAUUUUUGUGGUGUUCGUCUUUAGCAAUUGGGCGUUGGUCUAUGUCUUCAUCUACUGCUGCCGUGUCAAGGGCUGGACUUUUGGUAUGGGCCCACUAUUCAGCUAUGCCGGUCGUGCGGUCGAUGGUGUGAAAGGGCUGUUUUCGAGGAAGGAGUCAGCAGGAGAGGCCAAGAAGGUUGAGGCUUGA
Molecule: messenger RNA, 4527 nt
Organism: Cyphellophora europaea CBS 101466
Lineage: Eukaryota; Fungi; Ascomycota; Eurotiomycetes; Chaetothyriales; Cyphellophoraceae
Exons: 3
Coding region: 1-4527 (1508 amino acids)
Biological process (GO): transmembrane transport
Cellular component (GO): membrane
Molecular function (GO): ATP binding; ATP hydrolysis activity; ABC-type transporter activity
Source: RefSeq, a predicted model, not a curated record